UCGCCGGACCCGCUGGAUAUUUGGAGGUUCAGGUUCUAAAAGUGAAUUUGGGGGCGUAUAAUGGAAACCUCAUCGCGGGAUAAUUAUGGAGAAUUCGACCUAAACUUAAGUUUGGACAGUUUGGAAGAUUCCGACAGCUUAACCCAGGAGACCCGAUAUCAAUCCGAACUUAAAGACUGGAUUUCAGACCAGGAGCACCUCGUCCGACAGACGUCUGAAAGAUCAGCCAAUGGGGACGGGGAACGCGAUUACGGGGCAAAACAAGACGAUCCCCUCCUUGGGGUAAACAUUGAAAAUGUGGCUCUUAGCGGAAACAUAAGUUCGCCGGAAGGAGACACCGGGUAUUCCGACCUUCGAUACGACCCCAACUGGAAGUCCAAGCAGAAGCCGGCAGACGAGGAUGACGUCUCCAGCCUUUCCUCCGGCUCGGAAGAUUACCGGCCCCCCGAGGUAGCCCCUCCGGCAACGGCGGAGAAAAAUGUAAAAGUCGCCAGCAAACCGGCAGCAAACCGUGCGAACGCUCGCCACGGAAAGAGACGGCUGUCGGAGAACCCAGCAGGACUCAGCAGAGCGUCGGGAGACACGAGAAACGCCCAAAAGGAGAAACUGCCCCAAAAGGACAAACCGCCCCAAAAGGACUUUGUAGCCAAAAACAGACUUAGUUUAGGGGCUCGGCAGCCUAAACAGCAUUCAUAUCUUCACAUUCACCGGAAGAAAGCAGACGAGACUUCGGCAGAUACGGACUCAGUAAAGACGACGUUGAGGGAUCCUCCCGAGGAACAGAAACCGGAAGCAAAAAAUGAAGGAGCUGGGAAGAGAGGAGAAAGUGACCCCAAAAAAUCCAUCAUGGCGUCUGAUGGGAGCGCGCCCAGAACCCGAUAUUCCCAAAAUAAGGCGGACUUCGCUCCCGGCCUCCCGCGUGACGAGCUUCCGGAAGCUGCUUCCGCCGUGACAUCCACCGCUGGAAUCAUUCAGCCCCCUGGAGAUUUCCGGGGUUUUAAGUUGAAUUCUGGAGACCGUCCUCCGAGCUUCCAACGAGUCAACGAGGAGCGUUACCUUUCCAAACGCAACGGCGACCCCCUGAGAACUGCCCCCGACGGGGAUCCACGCGGCUCGGGGGAAUUCCAGAUUCAUCGACCAAAUCCGGUUCCGCACUUAUUUUCCACGGAAAGAGGUGAAGUUGGAAGCCUUGGCCUGUCGGAGGAGCAGCUCAUCCUCCAAGGACACUUCCUCGUGGAUAGAAGUGAGUUUCCCUUCACGCCGUUCAGCGGGGAAUUACAGCCGACAUCCGCACCGGAAGAGAACUCCGAAACCGGCAGCGACGCGUCUUCCGAGCCUCGUCAGCGGAGACGGGACCGGAAUCACCCGGCGGACGGAGCGCAGAGAAAGAGGUCAAUUCAUUUCUUAAAGCAGGAGGUGAAACUCGGGGGGAUCGGCCCCAAUUAUAAAGUCAGCAAAGAAAAAGAAGAACAAUUGCGACAACAAAAAGAGUACGCGAAACUGAUCCACGAGCGCAACAAGAACAGCAUCAUUCCGCGGCUUCCCGAAAUCCCCGUCCAAUCAAAGGAAAGAAAUAAAUGCCCCAGAGAAAAGGGUCUGGAAUAUGCGAAGAACGUCCCCAAACCGCAGUCUUCGCCCAAAUCAUCCAACCAAACGGUGACGGAAGUAAAUCCGCAGCUUCCUGUUUAUCCCGAAAACUUUUCUCCGCAACUCAAACUUUUACAAGAUUUACAACUGAGACACGAAAGGGAGAAGGCUGCGGUGGCCGCUCUCAGCGCGCUGCAUAUCAUAUAAUGUGUUCAGAUAUAUGGGAUGUACAUGAAGCUGGGUUUAGUUGGACUGACUG
Molecule: messenger RNA, 1846 nt
Organism: Spea bombifrons (plains spadefoot toad)
Lineage: Eukaryota; Metazoa; Chordata; Amphibia; Anura; Pelobatidae
Gene: JHY
Product: junctional cadherin complex regulator
Exons: 7
Coding region: 61-1794 (577 amino acids)
Biological process (GO): axoneme assembly
Source: RefSeq, a predicted model, not a curated record